This is a messenger RNA of Lagenorhynchus albirostris (white-beaked dolphin), 1342 nucleotides long. It is a transcript of the gene RAB31, whose product is annotated as RAB31, member RAS oncogene family. The record is from RefSeq and is a predicted model, not a curated record. Gene Ontology annotation, molecular function: GTP binding; GTPase activity. NCBI's taxonomy places the organism in Eukaryota, Metazoa, Chordata, Mammalia, Artiodactyla, Delphinidae. Bases 95 to 679 code for a protein of 194 amino acids. The transcript is spliced from 8 exons.
GAGAAGGCGGGGACCGGAGGACGCCAGCUGGCGGGGCGCGGCGCGGCGCGGCUCCAGAGGAUGCUGAGCUCCUGUCCGGCCCGGCCCCGAGCUCAUGAUGGCCAUCCGGGAGCUCAAAGUCUGUCUCCUCGGGGACACCGGUGUCGGGAAAUCGAGCAUUGUGUGUCGCUUUGUCCAGGAUCACUUUGACCACAACAUCAGCCCAACCAUUGGGGCAUCUUUUAUGACCAAAACCGUGCCUUGUGGAAAUGAACUUCAUAAGUUCCUCAUCUGGGACACUGCCGGUCAGGAACGGUUUCAUUCACUGGCUCCCAUGUACUAUCGUGGAUCCGCAGCAGCUGUCAUAGUGUAUGAUAUUACCAAACAGGAUUCAUUUCAUACCUUGAAGAAAUGGGUGAAAGAACUGAAAGAACAUGGUCCAGAAAACAUUGUGAUGGCUAUCGCUGGAAACAAGUGCGACCUCUCAGAUAUUAGGGAGGUGCCCUUGAAGGAUGCUAAGGAGUAUGCAGAGUCCAUUGGUGCUGUUGUGGUUGAGACCAGUGCAAAGAACGCAAUUAACAUAGAAGAGCUCUUUCAAGGAAUCAGUCGCCAGAUCCCACCGUUGGACCCCCAUGAAAACGGAAACAACGGAACAAUCAAACUGAAGCCAACUUCGCAGGCCGGCCGGCGGUGCUGCUGACCUGGGGCUGGGGUCCCCUGUGCUUGAAGAGGCCGGAGCUCCCCUCCCCGUGCGCUGCUGCGCUGCUGCGGGGGCCUCCCACCCUCGGUGGCCUGGCCCCUGGCUCAGAGGGAGUGGAAAGUGGUACAUCGGGGCGCUAAAGAUGACUUCCCUUGCAAACCAUAGACGGCUGAAGACCUAAAGCCAACAUUUAGCCAAGCAAAGGGCUGGGACCCACCGAGGACCGAGGGAGGCUCGGGUGACCAGAGUAUGCCCCCUGAGAUCAAGGAACGUGGCCUGUGAUGGCUGAAACUGGCUCCCCUCAGGGGCCCUGCUUCUCCCUGCUCUGCCAUGCUCAUUGCAACUUGAAGAAAGAGUGGGCUCAUAAGUAAAAGGACUCCAAGCCUCAUUCAGACCUAUUAGGUUCUGGUUUAACCAUGAAACCAGACCCAGUGAUCCAUUGUCACCGCUCAGUUGUGUAAACUGCUCCCUUUCUCGUGUUUUUGUAAAGGGCUUCUGUCUGGGCUGGACCCAGUUCUCAUGUAUAGAAGACGCUGCUGCAGACAUUAGGACCUUUCCACCUUAUAUUCUGUAGUAAAGCAUUGCCCUCCACAUCGUCCAAUUGUAUCUGUUAUUUUUGGUUUAACACACACUGAUUCAUACUAAUAAAUCUUUUAACUUUUA